AUGCCUGUCCAUCUUUAUAGUGAUAAUGGCACGACUUUCCUGGGUGCUGAUCGAGAUUUAAGGCAUAACCUAACACAAUUGCGUCGAGAUCCUGAUAUGCUCAAUAGUUUAUCUAUCGAAGGCACUUCUUGGCAUUUUAUCCCCCCAGCUGCUCCUCAUUUUGGAGGUUUAUGGAAGGCAAGUGUCAAGAGUUUAAAACACUACUUACGUAGAUGCGUAGGCGCUCACAACCUAACCUUUGAAGAAUUCACGACGACUUUCACUCGAUUUAAGGCUUGUCUUAAUUCUCGACCCAUAGGCCCACAAUCUGAUAAUCCUAAUGACUUUUCUUCCCUUGCACCAGGACAUUUUUUAAUAGGAGCUCCUCUUACGAGUUCUCCUGAACCCUCUGUUGAGCUAGUUCCUGAAAACAGAUUAACUCGCUGGCAAAUUGUUCAACGUAUAUCUUAA
This is a messenger RNA of Belonocnema kinseyi, 450 nucleotides long. RefSeq lists its product as uncharacterized. Gene Ontology annotation, molecular function: nucleic acid binding. Lineage: Eukaryota; Metazoa; Arthropoda; Insecta; Hymenoptera; Cynipidae. The transcript has a single exon. The record is from RefSeq and is a predicted model, not a curated record. The coding region runs from base 1 to 450 and encodes 149 amino acids.